AUGGAGAUCGAGCCGCUUACCGCGCUCCUGAAGCGCGAGACAGACGCCUGUGCCACGGGUAACGAUUACGAUGGCCACAUGGGUCUGCGUAUCUCGUCUAUCUUUGUCAUCAUGGUCGGGUCACUGUUUGGAGCCCUCUUUCCUGUAUUCGCUCGACGCUUUAGUGGGAAAGGCGGUUUCCCACAAUGGGCCUUCUUCAUCGCCAAAUAUUUUGGAUCGGGUGUCAUUAUCGCGACUGCCUUCAUUCACCUGCUGGCGCCGGCCGAAGAGGCUCUCACGAACUCGUGUUUGACGGGUCCAAUCACCGAAUACAGCUGGGUUGAGGGCAUCAUUUUGAUGACCAUUGUCCUUCUGUUCUUCGUCGAGCUGAUGGUCAUGCGCUUCUCCCGCUUCGGAGGGAGCCACUCUCACGGCGACGAGGAGGACCACUCCCACUCCCACAGCGACACCGCCGAGCCCAUGGUUCAGCAAGUGAGCCACAGCAAAAGUCACCACAUGCCCGGUGAGGAUCACCUCGGUCACUCCCGCGAGCAUCACGACACCGAUGACGCUGAAAAAGAGGACAUCACAUCUGUCGAAGACUAUGCCGCUCAGCUGACCUCCAUCUUUAUUCUUGAGUUCGGUAUCAUCUUCCAUUCAGUCUUCAUUGGCCUCACGCUGGCGGUAUCAGGUUCCGAGUUCACCACCCUAUACAUCGUCCUAGUUUUCCAUCAGACCUUCGAGGGCCUGGGUUUGGGUUCCCGACUUGCCUUGCUUCCCUGGCCCAAAUCCAAGCGCCACACACCGUACCUUCUCGGACUUGCCUUUGGUAUCUCGACUCCCAUCGCCAUUGCCAUUGGACUGGGCGUCCGCCAGAGCUAUCCGCCUGAGGGGCGCACGACGCUGAUCGUCAACGGUGUUUUUGAUUCCAUCUCCGCCGGUAUUCUCAUUUACACUGCGCUAGUAGAGCUCAUGGCUCACGAGUUUAUGUUCAGCCACUCGAUGCGCAAAGCUCCGAUCCGGGAGGUGUUGGCCGCUUUCAUCCUGUUGUGCAUGGGCGCCGCCCUCAUGGCUCUUCUCGGGAAAUGGGCAUAG
Messenger RNA from Penicillium macrosclerotiorum, 1074 nucleotides. RefSeq names its product low-affinity Zn(2+) transporter ZRT2 (gene zrfB). Gene Ontology annotation, molecular function: low-affinity zinc ion transmembrane transporter activity. Bases 1 to 1074 code for a protein of 357 amino acids. Gene Ontology annotation, cellular component: plasma membrane. Gene Ontology annotation, biological process: zinc ion import across plasma membrane. NCBI's taxonomy places the organism in Eukaryota, Fungi, Ascomycota, Eurotiomycetes, Eurotiales, Aspergillaceae. The record is from RefSeq and is a predicted model, not a curated record. The transcript has a single exon.